AAGUGCAGGAUGGCGCGGUAUGUGUGGGUACACGAGGAAACAAACCAUUUUUUAGAACUUAUUCGCGAUAGGGGAAUUACCAAUAUAUUAGACUCGAAGCAGCAAAGAAAUGCUAGCAUUUAUAAAGACCUCGAAGCGGCAAUGAAUGUAGCGGGCUUCCGCAAGCCCUGGCAAAUUCUUCGGUCAAAAUGGAAAACGCUAAAACAAAAAUACCUCGCGGAGAGAAGGAAACUUUCCAAAAGCGGCGCUGGUGGGAAGGACCGAAUUUGUUUUAAAUACUUCUCAAUAAUGGAAGAAAUCCUUGGUCAAAGACCAAUCGUCACAUCCAUGUCCAAAGUUGUCAACAGCAUUGGAGAUGAGGAGGAGGAGGAGGAUGUUGAUCCAGAUGAUAGGCCUACCCCACGUGCUAAGGAUGCAUCCAUUGAUUCGUCUUCUUUUGAUGAUGAGCCAACCAUAGAUGCUGAGACAAACAUGGAUGCUGAAGCCCCUGUGACCCCAAACAUUGUGGUGGAAGAAGAGAGACCUGCACUUACAGCUCAACACAGGUGGAGGACCUCAAGAAGCCGAAGACCAUCUCUGCAGAGUGUAGUUAGGGAGCAGGCCAGAGAAGAUAAUGCCGUCCUUAACACAAUCAGCCAGGUUAUGAGUCGUGCUAUUCAGUGUUUUGAAAGGGCAACAGAAGCAGCUGAGCGCCACGCUACUGCUCUUGAGGCUUUGGCUGGAAUUCAGCAACCCAAUACCUCACACACACAUCACCAGCCUCCUUAUUCCCUACAGCAUCCAACCACAAACCACCCACAACCUCCAUUCACUUCAUACAGUCAGCCCCAACACUAUCACCACACUCGACCACUGCACCCUCCAUACCAUCGUCAACAAGCUGGGUAUGAGUCUGAGCCUUGGUCAGCUGUCUCUUCUCCAAGCACCUCAUCCACCUACCAUAUGUUGUAGGCUCUAAGUCUAACGAGGUUCACAGUCCAUGUUACAGGGCACAGGUACAAAGUUA
Sardina pilchardus (European sardine) is the source of this 1006-nucleotide messenger RNA. RefSeq lists its product as uncharacterized. NCBI's taxonomy places the organism in Eukaryota, Metazoa, Chordata, Actinopteri, Clupeiformes, Clupeidae. The record is from RefSeq and is a predicted model, not a curated record. The coding region runs from base 10 to 951 and encodes 313 amino acids. The transcript is spliced from 3 exons.